Gadus chalcogrammus (walleye pollock) is the source of this 1137-nucleotide messenger RNA. RefSeq names its product dihydrofolate reductase (gene dhfr). Lineage: Eukaryota; Metazoa; Chordata; Actinopteri; Gadiformes; Gadidae. Gene Ontology annotation, biological process: folic acid metabolic process; dihydrofolate metabolic process; glycine biosynthetic process. Gene Ontology annotation, cellular component: mitochondrion. The record is from RefSeq and is a predicted model, not a curated record. The coding region runs from base 192 to 767 and encodes 191 amino acids. The transcript has a single exon. Gene Ontology annotation, molecular function: dihydrofolate reductase activity; NADP binding.
UCCGGGUCGUGUUUGGCGCGAAAAUGGAAGUAGGACUUUAACCUCAAGCAAGCGAAAUGCUGAGUUGACACACCUUAUCGGUCUAAGGAUUUACUAAAUCCAAACACAAAGGUGAGCUAAUACAUACACAUUUACUUUAGAAGUUCAUACUGGUUUCCUUAAUUGGUAUCCAGUGCCGACAGCCUGCAGGAAUGUCCCGGGUGCUGAACUGUAUCGUGGCCGUGUGUCCGGACGGGGGCAUCGGCUAUAAAGGAGAUCUCCCGUGGCACCCCACUAGACUCAACAACGAGUUCAAACAUUUCCGCCGGUUGACGGUAACGAGGACUCCUGGUGCGGAGGACAAGCAGAACGUGGUCAUCAUGGGCCGAAAGACUUGGAACUCCAUCCCGGAGAAGAACCGACCGCUUAACGACAGAAUAAACAUCGUUCUGAGUCGGCAGCUGGAGGCCCCGCCGUCUGGAGCUCACCACCUGGCUCGGGACCUGCCCUCUGCCCUCCGCCUCCUGGACGGCCCGGAGGGUCUGCUGGCCGACCAGGUGUGGUUGAUUGGCGGCAGCUCUAUGUACUCGGAGGUGAUGGAGACCCCGUGCCCCCGGAGGUUGUUCGUCACGCGGAUCCUAAAGCAGUUCCCGAGUGACACGUUCUUCCCUGACAUCAGCCCGGCCCAGUUCCGGCUGCUGCCAGAGUAUCCCGGGGUGUCGUCGGAGCUGCAGGAGGAGAACGGCAUCCAGUACCGCUUCCAGGUGUACCAGAGUGUCGAUCCAUGAGCCGAUCAAUGGCCAGGCCUGUCGCAGUCGAGGACCCGCGGGUCCCAAUAGCGACCCGCUGGUGUCAUGAUGGAGCUCUGGAUGUUGCGUCGUCGUGGUUUGAUUUGAUCACUGUACGGACAAGGUGUCUCUCCACACACUAAAUUAUAAGUGUGUGGAUAAGUCGAUUUAAACCUUAGAUUUUCUGAUGACUACAGCAGAUGGCGCUAGAGUACAAUCGUUUUCAUUAUUGUGAAACUAGUAAACUAUAAUUUUCUCCGUGAUCAAUGAUGUCAUCAGUAGCCUAUCUGAAUCUUGUAAUGUCAUUUUAUUCUGAGUAUAAUUAGACUCAUCUUCUUGGUGGGUUAUUAUUAAAUUAUAGACAAUUUGU